AUGCAGCAGGUGCUCACCAGGUGCUCGCCAGGUGCUCACCAGGUGCUCGCCAGGUGCUCGCCAGGUGCUCGCCAGGUGCUCACCAGGUGCUCAUCAGGUGCUCACUCCCGAGCUCACCGCGCUGCUCCAAUGGGCGUGCUGCUUACCACCAAGUGGAAGGGGUGCCUGGGGCAGGUGGGGGAGCGGGAGGGAGUGGUGACAGUGAAUGGUGUGCAACGAUGGGGAGCCAAGUGUAUGGUGCUGGCGCCUGAUGCGGAGGUGCCUGAGAGAGGUGGUCUUGAGAUAGCCCUCACAUCCACCCCAUCAGAAGCUGCCGCAUGCAGCAUUCAAAGUUCCACGUAUCCCUUUGCAACCAGCCUCACCACCAUCACCUACCCCACCCCCUCCUCUGUCGUCUCCCCAGGUGGCCUUGACGCUGCCCCUAUCCCAACACAUCACCACUCAUCCCAACACUUGCAGGUAGCACACGGUGGGUGCAGGUCCAGGUUGCUAGAGGCUGAAGUGGGGCGUUGGCGUCUGCAGGUGAAGGUGGGGGGCGAGGAACUGCUUAAGGGGAAGUCCUGUGACCAGGUGGAUGGGGGAAGGCUGGGACGGAAGAGUGGUGCUGACUUAGGUGGCAGAAGGGAGGCAGCAGCACCAGGCGGAAUCUGGAGGGGAUGUGAGUGGGGAGGGGAGUAA
Molecule: messenger RNA, 678 nt
Organism: Closterium sp. NIES-65
Lineage: Eukaryota; Viridiplantae; Streptophyta; Zygnematophyceae; Desmidiales; Closteriaceae
Source: the annotation of a GenBank genome assembly